Molecule: messenger RNA, 1674 nt
Organism: Periconia digitata
Lineage: Eukaryota; Fungi; Ascomycota; Dothideomycetes; Pleosporales; Periconiaceae
Source: the annotation of a GenBank genome assembly
GCUGCUUCUCCCUCUAUUCACCCCAGACCCAUCAUCUUUGGGUGUAGCGGUAGUCAAUACGCAUGCACGAUGCCUCAGCUAGAAGCUACGUUGGAUGAAAAAAACAGGAAACAAGUGCAAGAAUGUGAGAAUCAGCAGCAGCAAAUAAGGGAUCUGGUCAACAACAAACGAAAAUUCACUGAUAAUGAACGUGGCGCGCUCAACAUCACAACCAUUGAAGCGUUCCAGAGCUACUGGGAUACGACCCUUAACGAGAAAAUGCAAUUCGACAAAAGCCGCGAAAAAGGUGUCGCCCGCGCUGGUAAAAAAGUCACCAAUGGACUAGCAUCAGCUCAAGAGAUCGUGGAAAAUUUUAACCCGCUCAUGGAAAUCGUCAAAAGCCUUGGGGCACCGUUUGGGGGUAUGGCACUGGGCACCCUCUGUUUCGUACUCGUGAUCGCAAAGAACCGAGUGAAGAGAGAAGACCUGAUCAACUCCACACUACUCGACAUUCAAAAUCGAUUACCUGGAUUCCGGAUGUAUCAGAAUAUGCACAUGGGAAACACGGAACUGGAGUAUGAACUGCAGUCGACAAUUGUGGGUGCCUACAAGACCUUCAUUGACUUUUCAUUGGAGGUAUCCCGGUUUUAUUCCCAGAAAGGAAUCACACGAUGGUUAAAGGUUUUUAGCAAUACAGGCAAGAUAGAAAUCACGGCCUCGGCUGUGGGGAACGCGAUUCUAGAUGUCAGACGUAUCUGCGAUGAGCUGGUUGACCAGAAUAUUCAUGAGAUCAAGAUUCAGAACGAGGUACUCAUCCGUAUCGGAGAAGAGCAUAUGAAAACAAUCAACGAACUUUUGGAAAGGCAAUACACGGAGAAGCUGGACAGAUUGAGGAUUGCUCUUCGAAUGGAUCGCUAUUCAGCAGAGGACCUUCAAGAUCAGCUCAUAACGCGAACAAAAGGCGUAGCAAGAGAAUAUGAGGCCUCGAAAGCUCUGGAAAGUGUCGAACGAAGCGGCGCAUUCAGAAGCUGGCUUUUGUCCCAUACGUCACAAAUGUUCGUUUUAUCGGGGCGGAACGAUCGUCAUGCCACACACUGUUGGCUUUCUCCAGUCGCAUUGAAGCUCAUUGCAGACAAGACCGCUCCAGAAGCGGCACAGAACGCUGCAAACAUAUGUAUCUUUGAAAUCCUCAAUCUUCGAAACGAGAAGAAUACUUUCGAACACAUCACUCGUUCAUUGAUCUAUCGGUUACUCCUGAACAGUAAGCACGGACUGGCCGAAGAGGGGAAAGUCGAGAAGCUAGAUAAAGAGAUGGAAAUGUACACGCGCCUAGCCGCAAACCCCAAGGUAGCUGUGUAUCAAAUACAAGAGACACUUUCCAAGAUAAUGGUCCAGAGUCUCACGCUCUUUGAUCCUGGGACAACUGUUUGGAUCAUCCUCGAUCGUGCAGACCAGUGCCGUACAUCUCGAGAAAAGGAAAGCUCGGGUACCAGAAAUCAACAGCAAAAAGCUUUAUUGAGGACUUUAGUUCACGCAGUUGAGGGAUCUUCAAUCGUGUUGAAGAUCUUGGUCGUCGUCAAUGCUACCGAUUGGGACGUGCAAAAACACGCUAACGAUCUCAGACAAAAGAAGGAAGACAGCGUCGUGAUAGAGACGUAUGAGGAUGAGGAUAUCACUUAUGGAGCAGGAGGUUAA